UCCCGCACACCGGGGCGGUCCCGCGGCCCCGCGCGCCCCGCCGCGCCCGGCAGGGGGCGCCCUCGCCCCGCCCGCCCGCCCGCCUGAGGGAGCGCGGAGCGGCGCGGGGAAGGAAGUGGCGGCUCCCGGUGCUGCCGGUGCGCGGGGCUCGGCUCGGCUCAGCGGGCAAAUCCGCGCGGCCGCCGUGCCACGGCAGUGCCGGCGUGGGGUUCUUCGCUUUCCCUGCUCCCUCCUCCUCCUCCUCCUCCGCAGCUGCGGCGGCCCGCCCGCCUCGCCUUCCCCCCCGCCUCCGCCGUCCCCGCGUCGCGGCAGCGCCGGCGGGCGAGGAGCUGCCCGCGCCCGGCCCGCCCGCGCCGGGGAUUAUGCCAGCGGUGCGCGGGCAUGCCGGCAGGCAGCGACCCGUAGGCAGCGGCAGCCGCCGAGCCGCGGCAGCAGCAGCAGCAGCAGCAGCAGCAGCAGCAGCAGCGGGAGCCGCGGCCGCCGCGCCGGGAGCAGCCGGAUGUUGACACAUGUGGACCAACAGUGACAUCCUUUUUCAGCAAUGCUGUCUCUGCUCCCUCCUGCAUUCAGAAGCAUCUAGAGAAAUUUUUUGCAGAAGGGAUUCUCGAUGCACUUCCUUGCCAUUAUUUAAGGAGCCUUUACUAAAAGCUUUUGGAUUGUGUUUCUGAGCCGACGAGAGAUUCUUGUAUCCAAAAUGCUCAUAAAGGAAUAUCGCAUUCCUCUUCCGAUGAGCGUGGAAGAAUAUCGCAUCGCCCAGCUCUACAUGAUACAGAAAAAGAGCAGAGAGGAGACAUGUGGGGAAGGCAGCGGGGUGGAGAUCCUGGAGAACAGGCCCUACGUGGAUGGCCCGGGGGGCAGUGGGCAGUACACUCACAAGGUUUAUCACAUUGGGAUGCACAUCCCCAGCUGGUUCCGCUCCAUCCUGCCCAAGGCAGCUCUGCGCGUCGAGGAGGAGUCCUGGAACGCUUAUCCUUACACAAGGACGAGGUACACGUGUCCUUUUGUGGAGAAGUUCUCUAUUGAUAUUGAGACGUACUACAAAACUGACCCAGGAGACCAUAGCAACGUGUUCAACCUUUCUGCUGCAGAAAAAAGACAAACCAUUCUAGAUCCUAUUGAUAUUGUUAAAGAUCCUAUCCCUCCCCACGAGUACAAAGCUGAGGAGGAUCCAAAGCUGUAUAAAUCAGUGAAGACUAAAAGAGGGCCUCUCUCAGAAGAUUGGAUUCAAGAGUACAAGAACAACCCUGGGAAAUACCCCAUCAUGUGUGCAUAUAAACUGUGUAAAGUGGAGUUCAGAUACUGGGGGAUGCAGUCAAAAAUCGAGCGCUUUAUCCACGAUGUUGGGCUGCGGAAGGUCAUGGUGCGGGCGCACCGCCAGGCCUGGUGCUGGCAGGACGAGUGGUACGGGCUCACCAUCGAGGACAUCCGGCAGCUGGAGAAGGAGGCCCAGCUGAUGCUGGCCCAGAAGAUGGCCCAGUUCUGUGGAGAGAAUGACCCAGAGCAGCACGGUGUCAAGGACACUCCUGGGGAGAAGGACGUGGAGCCCAGCACGGGCUCACCUGCAGACACCGAGGACGUCUCUGCCAACAGCGACGCGGCCUCUGGCAGGUCGCUCACCAAGCAAUGGUCCACCUCCUCCAAGUCCUCACGCUCUUCUAAGAGAGGAGCAAGUCCCUCGCGCCAUAGUAUCUCCGAGUGGAGGAUGCAGAGCAUUGCCAGGGAUUCAGAUGACAGCUCAGAUGAUGAAUUCUUUGAUGCACAUGAGGACUUGUCUGACAAUGAGGAAAUGUUCCCGAAGGAAAUAACCAAAUGGAGUUCCAAUGAUCUGAUGGAUAAAAUUGAAACCCCCGAAUGCGAUGAUGUCCAGGGUGACUUGUACCAGGAGACAUCAGCAGAGUACCACGUUGGCUCCAGUGUGGAGAGGCUCAGCAUCAUUGAGGAUGAAUCAGUGCAGCCAUUAAUGCAGCCAAGUAAAAUCCAUGUCCUCCUCUUGGUCCUCCAUGGAGGGAACAUCCUGGACUCAGGAAGUGGUGACCAGAGCUCCAAGCAAGGGGAUGUCAACACCAUCACAACUGUGUUUGACACGGUGAUGAGGGUGCAUUACCCAGCUGCUCUGGGACACAUUGCCAUCAAACUUGUCCCCUGCCCAGCCAUCUGCUCUGAAGCUUUUUCCCUGGUGUCCAGCCUCAGCCCAUACAGUUAUGACGAGGGCUGCCUGUCCAACAGCCAGGAUCACAUUCCCCUCGCUGCGCUCCCCCUGCUCGCCACGUCCUCCCCGCAGUACCAAGAAGCCGUGGCCACUGUCAUUGUCAGAGCCAACCAGGCCUACAGUGAGUUCAUCAAGUCCCAGGAGGGCACCUCCUUCAAUGGCCAGGUGUGCUUGGUAGGGGACUGUGUUGGAGGGAUCCUGGGAUUUGAUGCCUUAUGCUACAGCAAUCAGACCGUGUCCGAGAGCCAGAACAGCAGUCGGCGAGGGAGCGUUGUGAGUGUCCAGGAUACUGACCUUCUGUCUCCUGGAAUAACGGUGAACAACAGCCACUGUUCCAGUGGCUCUAAUCUGGAAGCCAGCAGACACCUCAGCAGGAGCAACAUUGAUAUUCCUCGUAGCAAUGGAGAAGAUCCAAAGAAGCAGCUGCCAAGAAAAAGAAGUGAUUCAUCCACUUAUGAACUGGACACGAUAAAGCAGCAUCAAGCCUUUCUUUCAAGUUUACAUUCUAGUGUCCUGAGAAACGACCCCACAUCCAGGCGAUCCAGCAGCUCCACGAUGCUGGAUGGAGGAAAUAUUGGGAAGUUUGACUUUGAGAUCACAGACUUCUUCCUCUUUGGCUCUCCCUUGGGUCUGGUGCUUGCCCUGCGGAAAACUGUAAUUCCAGCUCUUGACAUCUUUCAGCUCAGACCAGCUUGUCAGCAGGUCUAUAACCUGUUCCACCCUGCAGACCCAUCUGCUUCACGCCUUGAGCCUCUUUUGGAGAGGAAGUUUUACCUUUUGCCCCCCUUCAAUAUUCCCCGGUACCAGAGGUUCCCGCUGGGCGAUGGCAACUCUGCAGUUUUGGUUGAGACAAUCCAGAACAAUCCCAUCCUCCUCAUGGAAAGUAGCCCUCUGGGUGCUCUCCAGCACCAGGACAGCUUCAUGGAAACAAGUAUCCCCGUUCCCGUACUGAAUUGGCAAGAUGUUUCCAAUAAAAGUGCUGGUUGUGCUGAGUCAGAUGUUGUUCAGUCUCAUGGUGCCGUCUUCAUGGAAAACGCGUCCCUGUCCACCCCCAUUUCAGCCCCUCAGUUCAGGGGCUUCCGGAGAGCCAGUGAGAUCAGCAUUGCCAGCCAGGUCUCAGGAAUGGCAGACAGUUACACAGCUUCCAACAUAGCCAACAAAACCAAACACCACCUUAAUCAUUGUAGGGGGUUUAGCCUUCUAUCCCAACUUGCCCUCCCUCACAAAUCCCCUACCCAAACCUCGUUCAGGAGGCGUAGGCAGCAUAAACACGAAAUCCCUGCCAAGGGAAGGAAGCUCCAAGGGCCACGGAGCCGGGCUGCAGGCUGUGCUCUUCGGAUACCAGAGCUGGACAUCAGGACAGUUGCUGCCAAGUGGUGGGGAACCAAACGGAUCGACUACGCGCUGUACUGCCCCGACGCCCUGACGGCGUUCCCGACCGUGGCUCUGCCUCACCUCUUCCACGCCAGCUACUGGGAGUCCACGGACGUUGUGUCCUUCCUGCUCAGACAGGUGAUGAGACACGAGAACUCAAGUGUUUUGGAGCUGGAUGGGAAGGAGGUGUCUGUCUUCACCCCCUCCAAGCCCCGGGAGAAGUGGCUCCGCAAGAGGACGAAUGUGAAGCUCCGGAACGUCACAGCCAACCACAGGAUCAAUGACACCAUUGCUAAUGAAGACGGGCCCCAGACCUUAACUGGGAGGUUCAUGUAUGGUCCAUUAGACAUGGUCACCCUCACAGGAGAGAAGGUGGACAUCCACAUCAUGACCCAGCCACCGUCGGGGGAGUGGGUGUACUUUGACACGGAGAUCAGCAACAGCAGUGGCAGGAUUUCCUACGUGAUCCCCGAGGAGCGGCGCCUGGGCAUCGGCGUCUACCCCGUCAAGAUGGUGGUCAGGGGUGACCACACGUUUGCUGACAGCUACAUCACGGUGCUGCCCAAGGGGACGGAGUUUGUGGUGUUCAGCAUCGACGGCUCCUUCGCAGCCAGCGUGUCCAUCAUGGGCAGCGACCCCAAGGUCCGCGCCGGGGCCGUGGACGUUGUGAGGCACUGGCAAGACCUCGGCUACCUCAUUAUCUAUGUCACGGGCCGCCCUGACAUGCAGAAGCAGAGGGUGGUGGCGUGGUUAGCACAGCACAACUUCCCCCACGGCAUCGUGUCCUUCUGCGACGGGCUCGUUCACGACCCGCUGCGGCACAAGGCCAACUUCCUCAAGUCCCUCAUCACUGAUCUGCACAUGAGGAUCCACGCAGCGUAUGGAUCCACCAAGGACAUCUCCGUGUACAGCUCCAUCAGCCUCCCGCCCACGCACAUCUACAUCGUUGGCCGACCCACCAAGAAGCUGCAGAGCCAGUGUCAGUUCAUCACGGAGGGCUACGCGGCGCACCUGGCGCAGCUGGAGUACAACCACCGCGCGCGCCCCGCCAAGAACACCACGCGCAUGGCGCUGCGCAAGGGCAGCUUCGGGCUGCCCAGCCAGGCCGACUUCCUGCGCAAGAGGAACCACCUGCUGCGCACCAUCUCCUCCCAGCCCGCGGCCAGCGGCGCCGGCCACCGGCCCGAGCGCACCCAGAGCCAGUCGGACGGCGACAAGGACAGGGACAGGGAGCGCAGCCAGAGGAGCAUGAGCAUCGCCACGGGCUGCUGGGGCCGCAGCGCCGCCUCCCGCCUGGAGUCUGGCCUCUUGGGGCAGAAGUAGCCAGGCCAGAGCAGGAUUGUCAGCUGCAGCCACCGGAGGAGAAAACAAAAGGAAGGAGGGACGAGGCCAGUGUUUCGGGCUGGAAGGGUGAAUAUGGUGCUACUCUAAUAACACGGUGUUCUGGGAAGAGACGAGAUGGUUCCCACGCAGAACGUGCCGGCCUUGCAGCGGGAGCGUCAGGUUUGUGCGGCAGGAGCCCGAGGAACAGCUGGAAAUCGGGGGGAAGUCUCCAGAUCAGGACGGCGCUCUCUCCUGCCUCCUCUCUCUCAUCCAGGGUCAGACUGUAAAUACUGUGCCUCCUCCUCGCCUUGUCAGCCAUCGCUCCAACCGAGUGCUGUCCUCAGAGCCACGGGAACAGGAGCUGGGGAAGCUUGUUUGGGGCUGUCCCGGGAGUCAGACCGGGGCUCUGGGGGUGGGGAACGCGCCGCUCCCCCGGCCCAGAGAGGGGUUUGUCGUGGGCUGUGCCAGGCAGAGCGACCGAGAGCUUUUCCUGGACAGAGAGCUCCACGUGCAGCCACUUUCUGGAGGAGCUGGUGCAGUGCAAAGCUGAAGCUGCAUCGAUACCCUUGGCAGAGGCAGAAUGUCGGCAGAAUUGUGCCCAAGACAAGCGGGGUCGUUAUUGUUAUUACUGUUAUUUUUUAAAGAGACCUUUUAGAAGCUGAUGGAAUUUAAUGUGUUGACUAUUAAAAGAGGAACACAAGCUAUUUUGUUUGAGCUGUUACAAACCUCAGACACUUAAUUUGCUGUUAAAGUCUCCAAAUAGUCUCACUAUGUAUUAUUUCCAACAAGUAACCACCAUAUAUUUGGAAGGAGCUGAAGGCACUCAGCAGCUGGAUUGCAUUGCAGUUCUUCUCAUCCAAAUGCAGGGUCUGACUCUCUCAACACCCACCUCUGAGACCUUUUUUCUUCCCAGGUUCUCUCCAAGUUCAGUAGCAGCUUUCAUGGGAACUAGACUUGCUUCUUUUACCUAUAGUUACUGAACUGUAAAACCUCAUUGUUUUUUGCACUGAUGAUUUUUAGAAUGGAAACCUGUUACCAUCUCAUGUAGCUACACCAGUGUCUGUAGUGCAUGACAAUGAAAUAUUGCUAAGCCAGGGUGUGUGUGGAUAUCUAUACAUACACACACACACACACAUAUAUAUAUAUAUAUGUAUAUAUUUAAAAAAAACACAAACAAUCUGUGCAGAAGUUUUUCCAGCAGUAAGGAGACUGUAAGGAAGUGUGCCAACAAUGUCAGGCAACCUUAAGAAAAGGCCAUAUCUUAAUUUUUCUGGUUUGUUUCUCAGUGGAUGUGCCUGAGGCGCUGGGUUUGUGCUGCUGGAGCGAGCUGGUGGGCGCGUGGCAGAGGGCUGGCAGCUGGUGACACCCAGACAGGGACAGAGAACAGUGCCUGCAGCCAGGGCUUGCCAAAAAGCCCCUCAGUCCUGUCCCUCCCGGGGCCAGUGAAGGUUCCCUCCUUGCACACACCUCCUGGGGCAGAGGGGCACCCACACAGGGGGUUCUGGGGUGCCCAUUCACAGACUCCAGUUGGCCUCUUCACAUGGAGAUUUUAUAAUCCUACCGAGCUCCCCGACUGUGUGUAAAGCUCCCUGCUUUCCCCACCACACUUUCCUGUCUUUAUAUCACUUUCUACUUACGAGGAUCUUAUUUAUAACAGAGAAUUUUUUAGACUGGCUGCUUCAUUUUCUUACCAGUUUCAAUAAGAACGGUGCAGGACGGCCGCACUGAGAUACACAGCACUGUGAACGCUGCUCUGCUCACUGCUCUGGGCCACGGCAGACAAAUCAACUCAUCCAAUCAUUGUUCGUGGUGUGGAGGGUCCAGGCCGAGGCAGAGCAGGGACAGUGCAGAGCUGCCACCGGCCCCAGGAGCGCUCAGACCCGACUGCAAAAUGACUUCUCUUUGGUAAUUAGCCAAUUACAGAAUGUACCUGGUGACUUUUUGUUACUGGAAACUGACUUCCCUUUCUGCUGACUCAGCUUGGCUCUCUCUGAAUGUACAUCCAGAGCUUUUACUGGGUUUGAAAACAAUGUGAAUUUGUCCCAGCUUUUUGCUAACCGAAUGUUCUAUCAAACAGAUGCCAUCUGAGUAGGAAGCCAAGCCACAAUCCAUCCUGUGAAGUCACCAAACCGCAUCACUAAAUAAUUUCUGCAAAUUUGGAUAUGGCCUUUGCAAAAUUCACUUUUCCUCCAAGUCCAGAACCGAGGCAUGAUCUGUACAUUUUCCAGUGUUGAUGAGAUGUUCACAUUUUCUUAUGUGUAGAUAGUGUAAAACAGAGGCGAAUGUAAAUGUUCAACAUAAAAAGUGGAUAUAUAAAAUCGAAAGUUAUUUAUUUAUGUAGAGGAAAAAAAAUGUCUGGAGGGACUGGAACCUUCAGGGUUUAUUAAUAUUUAAAAAAUGUAGCUUUUUGUUUCAGGCAUUAUGUACAAAGCAAUUAUUUUAUGGACCAAGUUUAAUGUAACUGUCAAUGAAUGCAGAAGUGCAAUAUGAUACUCACCCUCUCCAUCACUUCAUGUUUCCAACAGCUCCUAACCAGUUAGCCUGACAAUCACAGCACCUCUGUCCUCAUCCUCUGUGAGCUUCUUGAACCUUUCUCUGGCCCCCCAUCUGCUGCCAUUGUACGGAUCCAACACGGAGAGGCAAUUGUAGAGCAGGACCUUUAUUGCUGCAAUAAUACCUGGGGAGGUGGGUGUAGUCACCAGGAAAUAAUGCCAGUAAGUUUUUCUUCACCGACUCAGUCCAUCCCCAUCUCCAUCACUCAAUCCUCAGCCGCCCCCAUCUGGCACUCAUCCCUCUGAAGCAGAGAUCAACACUCACAGAACAAUAGCAAUAGUUUCACUCUGUGUUUAUAUCCUGUUUGUCCCAAGCUGUUUUGGAGAGCAAUGCAUGUGACCCGAUGCCUUUCCCCAUGUCUGGAAGAGGAUCCGUUUGGACGUGGUGAGGGAAAGAUGAAUGUAUAUUCCAUCCUUAGUAAAGGGGCACUUUCAGGGAAAAGACCUGAUUUAUCCUUGUUAUGAGUAACUUGUUUGCUUUGAAAGGAGAGAAUGGGAAGUUUCUUGUCCUCCUCCCUCUGCCGUUGUCUGGGCAGCCCUCGGUGACAGCCCACGUCCUGUUCUGCACAUCAGCACAACACAGCCUCGGGCUUUGGGGCUGCUUUUCUGUUUCCAUGGGAAUCAAACUCUGCUGCAGAGCUCAGAUUUUUUAUGAAAAGCAGCUUUUUAUAUUACUGCACCCUUAGGCCAGACUUUCUACCUGACGCUGUCCCUUUAAAGUCUUUUAAGAAAUCAAUGAGAGGAGCCCGUGCAUUCCCUCCAAGUCGUUUUCCUAAGUUUGCUCAGAUCACUCAGUCAGAUGAGGCAAAAUCCUAAUACCAAAAAUUGUUUACAGAGUCAGGGGCAGGAGCCCAGAGCAGGAAUCAGCCAAAGGGUCACCACCACCACCCUCCCACCCGCCCAGCAGCCGCCGUGCUUGCUGUAGCAGCCCCUUCUUCAGGUAUCGCCACUGUUUGCUGCAUUUCCUAUUAGUUCUAGAAGCCUUACGGUCCCCUCCCUCUGCCUGUUGAUACCCUCGACUGUCAAUUUUAUAUUCCAACAAUGUUAGUUAUAUUUUAUUUAUAAAAAAUUGCUCUAGGGGUACCAGCUGUGCGUGGGGAAGCAGCGGGGGGGAUGCCCGAGGGCGCCGGCUCCGCCCCGCCUGUGCCGUGCCGAUGACUCGCUUGUGUGUGGCAAACCUUCUGUACAACUUCCUUCUCCUCCUUGCUGUUAGUGCAUCGUUCCAAUGCCUGGUGUGCUUUGUGUACAGUAUCAUUGUGAGUUACACAGAUUAAAGAAAUGGGAAGGCU
This is a messenger RNA of Oenanthe melanoleuca, 8747 nucleotides long. It is a transcript of the gene PITPNM2, whose product is annotated as phosphatidylinositol transfer protein membrane associated 2. The coding region runs from base 695 to 4906 and encodes 1403 amino acids. Lineage: Eukaryota; Metazoa; Chordata; Aves; Passeriformes; Muscicapidae. Gene Ontology annotation, molecular function: phosphatidylcholine intramembrane carrier activity; phosphatidylinositol transfer activity; phosphatidylinositol binding. The record is from RefSeq and is a predicted model, not a curated record. Gene Ontology annotation, cellular component: cytoplasm. Gene Ontology annotation, biological process: phospholipid transport. The transcript has 27 exons.